UUGGGUAUUAGGCUUCCUUAGGAAUGUUACAUUCUGCAAAGUCUGGUUUCAUUUGCUCAAGGGAUACUUCUCUCUAUAUCUUCUUCAUAACAUCAAGUACAUAUUCUGUUUUUCUUGAAGUUCAACCAUAUUAUCAGGAAUAGCAUAGUCCAUGAACUACAUCUAGUUUCAAAAGCUUUCUGAAUUCUGAUGUAUAGCUAGCUAGUAUAUACAGAUAACCUCCACUUAACAUUUACCAAUGGGGAAGACGGGAAGAGGGUCUUCUUGGUUAGAUUUGGUAAAAAAGGCUUUCAGAUCGCCUUCCAAAGAUAACCAGAAAAUUAUCAACAGCAACGACAACAACAACAACAAUAGCAGCAGAAGGGAUGAAUGUGAACUUGAAGAAGAAGAGGAGGAAGAAACUAAGGUUUUUAGUCAUUCCUCAUUAGUUAAUUGAUUAAAUAAGUCCUUAUAUUACUAUCAUUUUACAGUUACAGCGGUUUCAUGCAUCUUUAAGCGAUUUGCAGAAGAGAGGGAAGCGGAGAUGGGUGUCUCGGAAGCUAGCUGGAGUCCAUGAAACAAUUACUGCAGAAAGAAAUGGAAUAAACCCUAUUGCAGGAAAUGCUGAUGAUGGUGAUGAGUCUUGCAGACAAAAGCAGACCGUUGCAAUGGCCAUGGCCACAGCAGCUGCAGCUGAGGCCGUGGCUGCAACCGCACAAGCAGCCGUUGAGAUGAUUCGGCUCACAAGACCUUUCCUUUUGGUCAAACAACAGCAUGCUGCUAUUUCUAUCCAGACAGCUUUCAGGGGAUACCUGGCAAGAAAAGCUCUUGGAGCAUUGAAGGGGGUUGUGAUGCUGCAGGCAGUAGUAAGAGGACAUAACGCCCGAAAGCGGGCGAAAAUGACUCUUAGGUGUAUGCAAUCUCUGGUUAGAGUGCAGACUCAAGUGUGUGAUCGGCGGAGAAGGUUGUCGUGUGAAGGGAGAACGAAUUGGUCACACAGAAGAUCCACUUCAAGAACAGAUCUUGGAGCUUCAGCUUUACAACGUGAAAGGGUGUUUGCCUAUAACUACUCUAAUCAGAUGUGGAGCUCAAGCAAGGACAAAGAAGACACAAGAAGCGAUGAAGAGGUGGAGGCAAAUUGUGACAGGACAGUGAGCAAGGGAUAUGCAAGCAUAAGAAGAGCUUCGUUUGAUCAAAUCAGGACCGUCGAAAUGGACACUGCCCGUCCCUACGCCGUCCAUUCUCCCCGCACACCUGCCGGCAACAUCAAACCCAUCUCCGUCCACUCGCUCAGCCCGCCGCCGCCGCAAUGCAAUAGAGAAUAUCAUGAGAGCGACCACCAUCCGACGCCGGAAACGCCGAGCUCGCUCUCGAGCUACUUCCACCGGGCGAUUGGAAGCCGGACGCCGACGGGUCGGCGGCCGAAUUACAUGGCGGCCACGGCAUCUGCCAUGGCUCGCUCCCAAUCGCCAAGGCAGCAGAGGCCCUUUUCGACCCCUGAUAGGGAGAGUAAUUCUUCUGCCAAGAAACGGCUUUCUUUCCCGGCCCUUCCAUCAGAUCCAUGCGAAGAAGACGACCCAAUAAUCAGUAGUGGGUACUCCUCCGAUUAUAAAACCAUUGCGAGGAACCCCUUCCGCAGGGCUGCCUACGGCUGAUUUGACCCGAUAGGAUAAUCCUAGAUUUUUUUUCCAUAAUUGGGUUUUAGAAGCUUUUAAUUCGGUUUACAUAGAGGGUGAUUGAUUUGUUGUUUUACUUGUUUAGACAUUAAAAUAGUGUGUAGUACGUAUAUGUAUGUUUGAGAAACCAUUUAACUGUAAUUUGUUUUUAAUCUAGCUGCAAAAGUGGAUGACAUUUAGUGGGG
Cuscuta europaea is the source of this 1840-nucleotide messenger RNA. Lineage: Eukaryota; Viridiplantae; Streptophyta; Magnoliopsida; Solanales; Convolvulaceae. The record is from the annotation of a GenBank genome assembly.